Balaenoptera ricei (Rice's whale) is the source of this 1340-nucleotide messenger RNA. It is a transcript of the gene ADISSP, whose product is annotated as adipose secreted signaling protein. NCBI's taxonomy places the organism in Eukaryota, Metazoa, Chordata, Mammalia, Artiodactyla, Balaenopteridae. The transcript has 6 exons. The coding region runs from base 244 to 768 and encodes 174 amino acids. The record is from RefSeq and is a predicted model, not a curated record.
GCACCGCCACGGCUGCCGCCACCGCCACAGCUGCCGCCGCCGCUGCCGCGGUCGUCCCUGCCCGUCCUGGCCUCGGGGUGCUCCCCGCACGCCACAGGCCCAUUGGUGACCCUGACCCCUGCCCUCCCCACUCCCCAUGCAUCAGGCUUCUGCUGGUGUCCCUGGAGCAUGGGAAGCUGCUGAGCUUGACCGGUGGUGUCUGGCAGGAGCUGCGUGUCUCACUCUGUGGCAGGGAGGGCGUCCAUGGCUGCAGCCAACAAGGGCAAUAAGCCCAGAGUCCGGAGUAUCCGCUUUGCGACAGGCCAUGAUGCAGAAGGCUCCCAGAGCCACGUCCACUUUGAUGAGAAGCUGCAUGACUCUGUGGUCAUGGUCACCCAAGAGAGCGACAGCAGCUUUCUGGUCAAGGUUGGCUUCCUGAAGAUCCUGCACAGGUAUGAGAUUACCUUCACUCUGCCCCCAGUGCGCAGGCUGAGCAAGGAGGUCCGAGAGGCGCCUGUCCCCAGCCUGCACCUCAAGCUCCUCAGCGUCAUGCCCAUCCCAGAAGGUUACAGCAUCAAGUGUGAGUACUCAGCGCACAAGGAGGGCGUCCUCAAGGAGGAGAUGCUGCUAGCCUGCGAAGGUGGCACCGGCACCUGCGUGCGCGUGAUGGUGCAGGCACGCGUCAUGGACCGACACCACGGCACACCCAUGCUGCUAGAUGGUGUCAAGUGCGUGGGUGCUGAGCUAGAAUACGACUCAGAGCACAGUGACUGGCACGGCUUCGACUGAGGCCCUCGCCCCCACCUGCCUCGGGGCCUCUCAGCCUUAAACCCCCCUCGUCUCCCCAAAUGCUGCGUGAUGAUGUAGCUUCCUCACCCUUCCCAGGGAUGGGCAUGGAGGUGGAGGGUCCAAGGGCCUUCAAGCUGGAGCCUCACCCACACCUCUCACCUCAUUUGUGCCACCUCCCUGCCUCUCCAGCAUCCUCCUCUCCCACUUCCUCCUCUCUGUGUGCCUCAGUCUCCUGCUGGAAGAAAUGGGUUGAGCCCCCAAGGAGGCUCUCUGAGGAGGGAUGGAGAGGGCCUGGGGUGGGUUCUACCCACCCCCCUACCCCAAGCCAUAGGGGCUCUAGCCAGGGCCUAGGAGAGGAGGGAGCUGGCUCUGUGGUGUAGCUGCCCCCAUUACUGCUGCUGCUGUCUUGCUUUAGCCACCUCUCCUGUCCCCUCCCUCUUUCCCACUGCCGUCCAUGGUGAGGAGGAGGGAGGUGCAGUUCCCAAUCCUUACCCCCCAGGUCUGUGUUACUUGGUUUUUAAACAACUGGUUGGGAUAAAACCCUAAAGAAAUAAAACUUCCAGUGGAUACCA